Ornithorhynchus anatinus (platypus) is the source of this 1080-nucleotide messenger RNA. Its product is annotated as rab-like protein 2A. The record is from RefSeq and is a predicted model, not a curated record. Gene Ontology annotation, cellular component: Golgi apparatus; endosome. Lineage: Eukaryota; Metazoa; Chordata; Mammalia; Monotremata; Ornithorhynchidae. The coding region runs from base 16 to 756 and encodes 246 amino acids. The transcript is spliced from 8 exons. Gene Ontology annotation, molecular function: GTPase activity; GTP binding.
ACCCGGGGGGGCGGGAUGGCCGGGGAGGGCGGGAUGGCCGGGGCGGGGGAGGUCGCCGGGCCCCCUCCCUGCCAGCUGGACCAGGACAAGUACGACGACGCCGAGAACGUCAAGAUCAUCUGCCUGGGGGACAGCGCCGUGGGCAAGUCCAAGCUGAUGGAACGCUUUCUCCUGGAUGGAUUCCAGCCCCAGCAGCUGUCCACCUUCGCCCUGACCCUCUAUAAGUACACGGCCACCGUGGACGGCAAGACUGUCCUCGUGGAUUUCUGGGACACGGCAGGCCAGGAGCGGUUUCGGAGCCUGCACGCCUCCUAUUACCACAAGGCCCACGCCUGCAUCAUGGUGUUCGAUGUGCAGAGGAAGGUGACCUACAAGAACCUGGGCGGCUGGUACAAGGAGCUGCGGGAAUUCCGGCCAGAGAUCCCCUGCGUCUUGGUGGCCAACAAGAUCGAUGCGGACAUGAAGGUGACUCAGAGAAGUUUUAACUUCGCCCGGAAGCUCUCCCUGCCCCUGUACUUUGUCUCUGCUGCCAAUGGCACCAACGUGGUGAAGGUCGUGCAGCCCUUCUCUCAGCAACCCAGUCCUCCCCGGCAGCUCUUCAACGACGCCAUCCGCCUGGCCGUUUCUUACAAGCAGAAUUCCUCUGACUUCAUGGAUGAAGUGCUGCAAGAACUGGAGAACUUUGACCUGAAGCAGGAGGGGCCCUCCCCGGACCCCGGGAGGAGCAGCCCCGGCCAGGAGCCGCAGUCUGCCUGAGGCCGGUCUGAGGGCGGCACCCUCCUCCCCGCCCGCCUGCCCUGGGGGGCUAAAGUCACCAAUGCCCGGGAGCCACGUGGUCAGGAGCGGGAGGCUCUGCUGGGGCCACCACCACGGUACAGUCCAGCAGGCCACAUUCCACCCUGCCCCACCCUGGCCACUAAUACCUAGCCACCUCCCCCCACACCACACACACACAACCUCUCUCCCCACCCCCUAAAUUUCCACUGGUCUCCACGGGGGGGAUCUCUGGCUUCCUUCCCCACCCAGUGUCAGGACCCUGACUCGCAUCGGAUGCUCAAAAAUAAAAUUAUUUUUCCAACA